This is a messenger RNA of Lottia gigantea (owl limpet), 423 nucleotides long. RefSeq lists its product as hypothetical. The transcript has 2 exons. The record is from RefSeq and is a predicted model, not a curated record. Bases 1 to 423 code for a protein of 140 amino acids. NCBI's taxonomy places the organism in Eukaryota, Metazoa, Mollusca, Gastropoda, Lottiidae.
AUGUUACGGAACCUCGACACGGCAAGAUACCAGAUUGAUCCGAAGAUACCAAAACAAACCAAACCAUCCAUCUGUAGCCAUCUGCAAAGUGGUAACCAGACUCCAGACCAACAACGUACUACGAGACCACCAGUCACCGCAUUAAAUGUCGCUGCGGCCACGUUGCCACAAGGUCGCAUGUCCGUAUUCAAUGCACUGUACUCAAACCCGCUCAAAGCCACUUACAGAGUACCUGGAAACCAACGGCAUACCACUCACUAUACAGAAUGUUUUGGCUCCACCCAAGGACCACUGGUAUACGAUAAUGGAACUAAUCUUCCAUUUUAUAACCAAAUCUGUUUCGGAACAGAUCUUCUAGUUUUCCAACAGACAACAGAUAAUCUAACCAAACCAAACCAACGACUACCAUUCAACUACCAAUAA